This is a messenger RNA of Oldenlandia corymbosa var. corymbosa, 897 nucleotides long. The record is from the annotation of a GenBank genome assembly. NCBI's taxonomy places the organism in Eukaryota, Viridiplantae, Streptophyta, Magnoliopsida, Gentianales, Rubiaceae.
AUGAGUUGCAGCAGAACAGGAGCUCUCAUCACCACCACUCAUUUUGGUGGCGCAUCAAUUUUUGAUGAUACUAAACAAAGUUUUAAGUUUCGUACAAAAUCGCCAUGCUCAGCCACCAUCAGGAUCUUGUGCUCUUCGCCAAGCCCAGAAUUGCAGGUUACAACAGAGAAACUCGGAAAUAAUAGUACUUCGUUGACUGGUGGUGCAUAUGACUUUGAAAGAGCAACCAGAUCUCUCACCCAGAAAACAUUGUUUACACCCAAGAAAGUUACUCUAGUAAGGCAUGGUUUGAGCACUUGGAAUGCAGAAGGUAGAGUUCAGGGAAGCUCAAAUCUUUCCACCUUAACUGAAGUUGGAGUGGCUCAAGCAGAAAGAUGUAGAAGGGCUUUGGCUGAUACUCAUUUUGACCGAUGUUUCUCUAGUCCGAUUUCACGAGCCAAGGCCACAGCUGAGAUUAUUUGGCAAGAUAGGGAUCAGCCACUAGUUUUCCUUGAUUCACUGAAAGAGGCUCAUCUGUUUUUUCUUGAAGGAAUGCUGAAUGUGGAUGCUAUGCAGAAAUAUCCAAAGGAGUAUUCAACAUGGAGAGAAGAUCCAUCAAACUUUGUUGUGAACGGCGUCUAUCCACUCCGUACACUUUGGGAAACCGCUGAUGAGGCUUGGAGGGAAAUCUUGUCUAACCCUGGAGAAAAUUUUUUGGUUGUAACGCACAAAUCAAUGCUGAGAGCACUGAUCUGCAUUGCCCUUGGACUAGGACCGGAAAGGUUCCGUGCAAUCGAUGUGAACAAUGGUGGAUUAUCUGUGUUUAACUUCAACAAGAAAGGGGAAGCAAUGCUUCAAUCAUUAAAUAUGACGGCUCAUAUGUACACCGAUCACAUUUACCGGUAUCAGAACAAGUGA